UUCAUUUUCUCUCCAUAUAAAAAUCAACUGUUAUCAAGAUCCGUAUUAUUUUAGGAAGAAUAUUUGCUGCCGUUUCUUCGGAAAACAAUCAUCGAGAAAGCCUAACCAGGUAUAAAUAGCAGCAUCUCUCAAACCAAAAGAGGGGCCACCAUGGAUACCUGGCGGGUUGCUGCAGUGCUUUUAAUCACCUCGUUUUCUUGGUCGCUUGUUGCGGCAACUUCCACUAUUUUGAUGCCUACAACUGGUAUGGCAUCUACCAAUAAUACAACGCCAGACGCAACAGCAGCAACAAACGCUACCACUGAUGGGAUUAAUACCACAGCUACCCAAAUUAUGGAAACAUCGCCUCCUACAACUGCAACCAUAGCGAAUAGUUCCACAUCAAAUGAUACAACAAAUGCAACAACACCUACCACAGUUGGCACUAAUGCUACGGAGACGGAGAGUUCCACAUCAAAUGAUACAACAAAUGCAACAACUCCUACCACAGUUACCACUAAUGCUACGGAGACGGAGAGUUCCACAUCAAAUGAUACAACAGGUGUAACAACUCCUACCACAGUUACCACUAAUGCCACGGAAAUGAAUAGUACAACAGAUGCAGCAACCCCGACCACACUGGCAAUAUAUACAAACGCAACAACAAUGUUUUCGUCAUCAUUAGAAUCUUCUACCGAUAUAUCGGCAAACACAUCGGUGACAUCUACGACGAGUAACGCUACUCAAACAAUGAUGAAUUCGACAACACCAACAGCUCCUACCGACAAUAUCACGACCACGAACCCGAUGUCGACAGUGAUGACGAAUACUACAGGCAAUUCAACAUCAUCUACCAUGUCUAUCACCACAAACAAUACGUCGUCAUCGACCAUAUCGUCGACAAUUAUGAAUAAUGUUUCGGGCAACGCAACGACGUCUAUGACCUCGACUAUGGCAGUGUCAAACACGUCUACCGAUGGGCGGAUAAUUACGAAUGGUUCCGACAUCAUUUCGUCAUCACCGACAACGCCGAUGACACCAGCAUCGAGUAACGUGACCCGAACUGAACCUUCAAAUAAAACGACAAAAUCAGCAGGAGAUCUAGGUAAACAUCUUGAUGUAAAUUAA
Messenger RNA from Strongylocentrotus purpuratus (purple sea urchin), 1107 nucleotides. RefSeq lists its product as uncharacterized. The record is from RefSeq and is a predicted model, not a curated record. NCBI's taxonomy places the organism in Eukaryota, Metazoa, Echinodermata, Echinoidea, Camarodonta, Strongylocentrotidae. The transcript has 3 exons. Bases 151 to 1107 code for a protein of 318 amino acids.